This is a messenger RNA of Rhodofomes roseus, 1191 nucleotides long. RefSeq names its product membrane bound O-acyl transferase family-domain-containing protein. The record is from RefSeq and is a predicted model, not a curated record. NCBI's taxonomy places the organism in Eukaryota, Fungi, Basidiomycota, Agaricomycetes, Polyporales, Fomitopsidaceae. The transcript is spliced from 4 exons. The coding region runs from base 1 to 1191 and encodes 396 amino acids.
AUGUCAGCCGACAAUCGACCCCUUCUUCCUAUCUUUUCCUUCUGGUUGGUGUCUCAGCUCGGCCACGCAUCUCUACUUGCGUUCUCUCUGCAAUGGCGUGGACGUAUCGUAGGGACAACCGCUCUGUACGCUCUCAUGGCAUCAGCAUACAGAUGCACCACGAGGGAUGCCCAACAAGACUAUUCUACGGGCAACACCAUCAUGAUCCAAGCGUUCUCCAUAUUUCUACUCAACUGGCUCACGAAUCCGGUGCAUGAGUUCCGCCAUGAGCGUGACUAUGUUGCACCUGAGGAGCUACCGUUCCUACGCCGGAUGUGGUGGGCGCUCUGUGUCAUCAACAGUCCACGAGGAGUAGGAUGGUCGUACGAGGUCGCCAAUACGCCACCGCGACCUAGCCAGCCGCGAUGGUCGUUCGUACGCGAGAAGCUUUCGAGCGCGUUCCGAUGGUUCCUAUUCCUCGACCUCGCCCAAUCAUAUCAGCGCUCGAACUUGCUGUUCUCGCGGGGGAACAUGGUCCUCUUGUCGCAGGGCCAUUCCCUGCCUACCGCCAGCAUACUUGCGCGCUUGUGCAGUCUUGUUGGUAUGAUUGCCAUGCAGUAUUCGCUGCUCGCGGCGAUCUUCGUAGCCUUCGGGAUUUCCCUGCCGAGAGACUGGCCAGAUAUCUACGGUCGCUGGUCGGAUACAUACACUGUCCGAAGGUUUUGGGGGCGAACUUACCAUCAGAUGCUCCGUCGACUCACAGCCGGCAUCGGCAAGGCUUUCUGUUGCGCACUCGGUCUACGGCCCGGCACAUGGGCAUCGUCGUACACACAGCUCUACGCUGGCUUCGCCAUCUCGGGCCUUAUCCACUGUGGCGGAGACUUGAUGGUCGACCCGUCCCUCUUCGGCGCGUCGUUCCCUUUCUACAUAUUACAAGCCGUCGCGAUCACUUUCGAGGACGCCAUUAUCGGCAUCGUGCGGAGGAGCGGCGUGAAGGUUCCGCGCCUGCUCGCGCAUCUCAUCGGCUACGCCUGGGCGAUCUCGUGGUUGUGCAUCUGUGCGCCAUGGAGUGUCAACUGGUCGCUCAAGUCUGGGAUCGUCUUUACUGACCGCAUACCUCUUUCACUCAUUGACCGCGUAACACCAGGUCUGGGCAAAGGUGUUGCGAGGUGUGUCUAUGUGUUCACGACGAGUUUUGAUGCAAAGGCUUGA